GACUGCAGCCUGCUGUGAUGUCAUCAACCGGAUGGGCCCGCCGCUGCACUUCAGUCACGUUAAAAACAAUCCGGAAGACGAUACUGCAUGACGGGGAAGUGUUAUUGAGGCUAAAACGAGGCUCGCGUUUUGGAUACACAGUCCAUGGUAACAUAUUUCAGCGGCUCCACAUAUUAAAGUCCUGUAGCUAGUCGUAGACUGAUUCUAAGUCAUCAUGGGCAAUGGGAUGAAUAAGGUUGUCGAUGGGCUUUACCUUGGAAACAUAAGAGAUGCAGAAAACAGAGAAAGUCUUUCGAAGAAUGGCAUCACCCACAUCCUGUCAGUGUACAACAACGCUAAACCCAUAUUUGAGGACAAGACUUACCUCUGUAUUCAUGCAGCUGAUGCUGCCAGCCAGAACCUAUUACAGCAUUUUAAAGAGUGCAUCAGCUUCAUCCAUGAAUGUCGCCUAAAUGGUGGAUCUUGUCUCGUUCACUGCCUUGCAGGUGUGUCCCGCAGCACCACCAUGGUGGUGGCCUACCUGAUGACCGUCACCCACUACAGCUGGGAGGAGUGUCUGUCUGCCGUCAAGGCUGUCCGCUCCUUUGUCGGCCCAAACUAUGGCUUCCAGGAGCAGCUUCGGGAGUACCAGACGACACAAGUCUCAGAGUUCAGAGCCUGGUUACGCUCCAGUUUCCAGCCCAGUCCAUUCAAUGACCAGGAGCAGGUUGGGACCCUGCUGAGCCAGUACACAGAGCAACAGGAGAGCCAGAGAAGAGGAGGAGACCACCGCUGGAUAAAUCAGGGUGUAGGCGUGUGCGCUCUGCCGUCCAACUCUGAGGGUCCUGAAAGCAGCAGCUGAAACUCAGGCAUCGGGGUCGUGCCAAAGUCCUGCCAAACACUGUCUGAAAAUGGCAGUAGUUAUUUUUCUGUCCUCAAUUUAAAAUCAACCCCAAACUUUAAAGCCUGUACAACUUUGAAAGCAUAGGACUAAAUAAUUCCACUUUAAAAGCCAAGCAUAAAUACCUAAUUUGCCUCUGUCUUGUCAUUUUUAAGGAGUGAGGGUUGAUUUAAAAUUGAGCUUCAGAAUUUUGUCCACUAGUACCGCCCUUGUUUCCUUAACUGAAAAAAAAAAGCCACAACAGGGGUCUCGGUGCUCACAGACGCCUUACUCUAAUCACCUCUGCACUUUAUCCAUAAUGAAUAAACCAUACUUCCAUGUGGACUCAUCUGUAACAUUCAGCUCGGUAGCCUGAGGUUGGACUAACAUACAAUCCCUUAUGGGAACAUUUUAGUCUCUUACUAUGUGGAUCUCUGGUCUUUAAUGCUGCACAGUGACCUUUACAAAUCUGACGCCAUACUGAUGCCAGUUAUUCUGAAAUACUAGUUUGUUAUUAAGUACAUCUUGCUGAAAGAAACAGUGUUGCUUGCCUGUCAGAUGUGUCAGUGCAAUAAUCAUUACAUGUAAAGUUAAAUUCACAAACACAACAAUUUAGCAACUACUGAUUAAGUUCACUAUUGAUUAACCUGCUGGUCAUUUCCACGAUUAUUCUGUUGAAUGUAUAGUGGAAACAACUUCAGAAGUUUGGGAAAAGAGCGGAGCACAAUUUCCAAAAGCUUAAAAUAACACCUUCAAAUAUCUUCUUUUUUUCCAUUCAACUGUCUUAAACACAAAGAAAGCUAUAUAUGGCAAAGAAAAGCAGCACAUGCUCACAUCUACAGUUAAGUAUCAAUACAGCACAAGCUCAAAUUUAUAUCGGUCGAUUAAUAAGGUAAAAAUAAUUAAAUAGAGAAAUUGUUGCAGCUGUAGUUAUGGUGUCAUUAGCAGCUAUACUCGCCACCUAAAGGUGUUCUGAUAAAGAUGAAUAUAUCACUGUUGCACAUCACUGCCCAUUGAGUAAACAGCAUUUGUUUACACCCAGUCAUCUGCUGGGUCUGCACACUAUAUGAUAGUACAAGAUUAUGUAUUGUCACUGUAUUCAGCCCAGCUGCAAUAGACAAGAUAAUAAUACAAACAAGUGGAAAAAGAUAAAACAAGAACAAACCCACAGUAAAAAAUAAGUCAAAGUGACUAUUGCAGAGUAUGUGCACCAUAAUGCAGCGGAUAUCAAGUGCAGUUGCGCCACAUUAUGCAGAAAAGUCUUAAGCAGCAUAUUGAAAGUGUUCUCGUAUGUAAAUGGGACUUGGGGUGGGGGGUGGCUUAGAGGCUACACCUUUUGGGAAGAAGUUGUUGCUGAGUUUGUCAGUCCAGGUCUUGAUGGAGCAAUAUUGUUUACUGGAGAUACCCAGAGAUGCUUUCCAUUGUGUUUGAGCAGUAGCUGAAAGGAGAGUCUGCCUUGUUUAAGUUACCUGACAAAAGGAAAUCUUAUUAGGCGUUCUUUACCAGGUGGGAGGUGUGAGGAGUUAUUUAGUCAUGAAGAUUCCCAGGAAUUUGGUGUUUUACACGAUGUCCACCUCUUCACCUAGAGCUAUAAAAGCCCACACGGAUUUCCUUUGUUUUAGUGGUGUUCAGGAACAGGUUGUUUUCUUAACACAACUCAAGCAGGUGUUGAACCUCCUCUCUAUACUGUGUGUCCUAAUUAUUAGUAAUGCUGGUAAUCCCCAACUUCACUUGUGGGUACUAGUGCACCCAUGUCACAUGUCUACAACUGAAUCCAGCACCAACAAUGCCCAGGGGAAGCAUAUUUGACCUCAUAUCAGCCAAUGUGUGUAGCUGGUGAGGAAAUAGCUUUUGUGCUGGACAUCUAUGUACCAGCCAACAAAACUGUACCGAGUUACCUCAUGAUUUCAGAUAAGGCUGAUGUUGGGUCUGCGCCCAAACCACACAGCUUUAAUUUGAUUCACUGGAUAAAGAGUUGUUUAAAAAAAAAACGGAGGCACACAGCUAGGAGUAGUGAGUUCAUUUAAAAUUGGCAAAAUGUUCCCUUAAGUGAAACAUGUAAUGUAGCAGGUGAAUCUGGUUUUCUAUAUAAUGUCUGGCUGAGUAAAACUGUAAGUCCACAUGAAGGAUCUCUGCUGACGUGAAGCUUGAGUCUUCCUGAUUUUACUGAAGCUCUGAUUUAUGUUUUUUUUUUGUGAAAAAGCAGAUUUUAAGGUAAUUGUGCUCAUAUGUUCAUGAAGUUGUUUGAAUUGCAUAUUUAUGGUGUUGAUUGUUCCUGUUUUAUAAUACAAAUCUGUGAUUGACUAAAUAAUUGAACUGCUAAUAAAUCUGUACUAUCAACUCUA
This is a messenger RNA of Labrus mixtus (cuckoo wrasse), 3204 nucleotides long. RefSeq names its product dual specificity phosphatase 22a (gene dusp22a). Gene Ontology annotation, cellular component: cytosol. The transcript has 8 exons. Gene Ontology annotation, biological process: regulation of cell population proliferation; protein dephosphorylation; positive regulation of JNK cascade. The record is from RefSeq and is a predicted model, not a curated record. Gene Ontology annotation, molecular function: protein tyrosine/serine/threonine phosphatase activity. Lineage: Eukaryota; Metazoa; Chordata; Actinopteri; Labriformes; Labridae. The coding region runs from base 215 to 841 and encodes 208 amino acids.